Westerdykella ornata is the source of this 1756-nucleotide messenger RNA. RefSeq names its product FAD/NAD(P)-binding domain-containing protein. The record is from RefSeq and is a predicted model, not a curated record. Gene Ontology annotation, molecular function: oxidoreductase activity. NCBI's taxonomy places the organism in Eukaryota, Fungi, Ascomycota, Dothideomycetes, Pleosporales, Sporormiaceae. Bases 190 to 1659 code for a protein of 489 amino acids. The transcript has 4 exons.
GCGUUGAGGCGGCAACCAGCCUGGGCCGCUAGUCGUCACAACUUCGACUCGAGUGCCAACGCACCGUGCAGCUGCUGGCCAUAACUGAGCAAAAGGAAGAUGGGACGAUGCCCUGGUUGAUGUUGCAUACAAUAAUAAAGGCGCGAGGUACCUCGCAGAAGCUCGUCGCUUCAGAUUGAACGUGUUACCAUGUUACGACCUGCAUUCAUGACGAAUUUCUUCACACUGUGGUGUCUCCAACUCACGCUUUUUUCAUUGACAGCAGAAGCAUGGCCGAGGCGACCACCAAGGCCACCUGUGUGCAUUGUUGGAGCUGGACCAGCGGGUUUGACAGCAGCAAGUAAACUGGAAGCGAGAGGAAUCAAAGCCGUUAUAUUCGACAAGCAGCCGGAACUCGGCGGCAAAUGCCAGUCCUAUUACGACGAACAAGGAAUUUUCCACCCCAUGGGCGCAGCCUUCUACUCUAAUGGAACGUACACCGAAACGCUGAAAGUCCUCAAUACCGCCGGUGUUCCUUCGGAAGAGUUCCGCUUGGCUGGAGAUAGAGAGCAGUUCCGGUUCAACUAUACGACCGGUGAAAUUGAGCCUGUUCCUCCGCUAGACCUGGCAUUCGUGGCACAGAUGGCAGGAGAGAUUCCGCGAUAUAUUCAGACAUGGUACAAAGUGUUUGCACCAUUGAGUGCACCUGGUUAUAAGAAAGGCGUUCCCGACGAGCUCAGCGUGCCCGGCGUACAGUGGUUCAAAGCCAAUAACUUUACAGCGCUCCCACGAUUGCUUGUUAAUCCACUGGCAUUGUAUGGCUACGGAGAUGUAAACGUAGUCCCAGCUUUGUACGUACUCCAGUACAUGACACCUGACAUCCUUACUGGCUUCAUCGGACAGCACCACGUGUAUUACACAGAUUUCCACAAGGUGUGGGUGGAAUGGUCGAAGAAGAAGCUCUGCAAGACACCUAUCAAACUGGGCCACGAGAUUCGUUGCAUCGACCGCACUGGCAAAUACCCGGUCCUGAAGUAUACGAAGCCUCACGGAAACUUUUACAAGUGGGGUACACAAGAGUGCGCUGCUCUGAUCAUGGCAUUUCCGCCAACGGUCGACAACCUUGAACGGGCCGGGCUUGAUCUGACUGAGGAAGAACACGACGUAUUCAAGGACGUUGCCAUACAUAAUUACUUCUCAUCAGCGGUCGAGCUAGCCCUACCCUUUGGCGUCUCCUACAUCGCCAAAGCCGAAAACGCAUCCGUGCCGCCUCCAAACGAAGGCGAACCCGUAGCUGUCCUCCGCCUCUCGGAACGCAGCAACGUCUCCGUAGCCUGGUCCUGGGGCCCGGACAACGAGUACGUGCCGGAGAAACCCACACGAAGUCUACUCCAAACGACUUUAUCAAGAAUCAACAAAGACCCUCGAGACAUAAGCGCGCAAGCCGAACCCCUCUGUCCUGCGGACAUCCGCGCAUUCCGGAAGUGGGAUUAUUUCCCGCAUUUCGGCACCGAGGCCCUUCGCAAUGAUGCAUACGCCAGGUUGCAUAAGCUGCAGGGCUGCAGCAAGACCUUCUGGGCCAGUGGUCUCCAGGGUAUGGAGACUGUGGAGUGGGCGAUUCGCGCUGGGCAGGACGUCGUCGACUCGUACCUGUUUAAACAGGGCAAGUUUGCUCCGUGAGGUGACAGCGUGAAAUUUCGGGGCAAAAAGGAAAAAGCAUUUGUAGACGUACAUAUCUGAAAAAGGAGGAUAUCUGAUUUCUUCGGUUGGCCCGGUC